AUGGGGGGAUCCCUUCGUCUAUUAAGGGUUUUGUGGGCAUGCAUCAUACCAAACGCCCGGGGCUUCGGGGCGUCGUUCAUCUGGGGUGCGGUAUCAGUGGGUAACGCUUCUGGUAGAUUGGUUGUGGUUGAUAAAAAUGCGGAAUUGGUGGCAAGGUGGCACUACUGUGCUCUGAGUCAAGAGAAAUUAUGUCGGCCAAUUGUUGCCUGUGAGCUGGGCAGGUUGUAUAAUAAAGAUGCUGUCAUUGAAUUUUUGUUGGACAAAUCACCUGAUAAAACUCCUAUGGAAGCUGCAUCACAUAUCAGGAGCAUUAAGAAUGUAACAGAACUGAACCUUGCAGAUAAUCCGGCUUGGAGUGGUGAUAAAGAGAGUAUAAAAGGUGACAAAUAUGAUGACAUCCAGUCUGCACGCUUUAUUUGCCCUGUGGUGGGAUUGGAAAUGAAUGGAAGACAUAGGUUUUGCUUCUUGAGAAACUGUGGCUGUGUGUUCUCUGAACGUGCUCUCAAAGAAAUUAAAUCAGAGGUUUGUCACAAG
This is a messenger RNA of Mesitornis unicolor (brown roatelo), 534 nucleotides long. Its product is annotated as protein RTF2 homolog. Gene Ontology annotation, biological process: mitotic DNA replication termination; site-specific DNA replication termination at RTS1 barrier. The record is from RefSeq and is a predicted model, not a curated record. The transcript is spliced from 5 exons. Lineage: Eukaryota; Metazoa; Chordata; Aves; Mesitornithiformes; Mesitornithidae. Gene Ontology annotation, cellular component: nucleus. The annotation marks the transcript as partial.